AUGCUCUCUACAGCAUCCCUCUCCGUGAUGGCCAAGAAGGCACCCCCCAACAAGGUGAUUACUGCCUACGGUGUCUUUCUGACGGCCGCGCUGGCAGUCUACCACUUCAUCGCGAACGGCGAGUUCUCUGCGAUCCUGACAUUGGCAGUCAUCUUCCAGUGCCUGGGCUUCGCCUUGCUUUGCGUGCAGGUUCUGCUCACCGGCACCUGCACUGGCAUCUCGGCCCGCGCUUUGGCGCUGGACGCUUGGGCUUUGUGCUUUCGCCUGUCCUCCACUUUGUGGCUUCAUGGCUACCUGCCCGUGGACGCAUCUGGCGACUGGGCUUACCAGGCGGUGGAUGUCGUGUCGCUUGUCUUGGUGCUCUGGCUGUUGCACUCGCUGUUCUUUGAGAAGAAGCACACUUAUCAGGAAGAGCAGGACACCUUUCCUGCAACCCCCGUGGUACUGGCCUGUCUCGUGCUGGCGGCAAUCUUUCAUGCGGACAUGAACGCGCGACCCGUGUUUGACACCCUGUGGAUGGCAGGUCUGUUCAUCAGCGCCGUUGCGGUUUUGCCUCAGCUGUGGCUCAUCUCCAAGACCGGCGGGAAGGUUGAGCCCUUGACCAGCCACUACAUUGCGGCCAUGGCCAUCAGCCGUGCCUUGAGCGGUGUCUUCAUGUGGCAUGCGCGCUUCGACAUCACUUGUGACCCAUGGGUGCCUGGCUACAACCAUGCCAUCUGGGUCAUCUUGGGAGCGAAUGCCCUACACAUGCUGCUGUUGGGAGACUUUGGCUACUACUACAUCAAGACUGUGAUGAAGGGAGGCCUAACGGCACAGCUCGACCUGAUUGAGGAGCCGGGCCUGGGUUUCGAGAAUACGUGCGAUUCACAUCGCUCCGCAGGACAGCUACGUCUAGCCCACUCUGAGAGCGCAGCUUCUCACUGGGACACUCUCUGCAGACGCCGACAGGGAAGUGUUCAUCAUUUUAAGUUGCCUUCCUUCCAAACAGGAAGGGUGGGUGACCAUGUGAAAGCAUGCUCUCCUUCCCUCAUGAACUGCAGGAGCAUGGUGCGUCAGCAUGUGAUGUGCUAA
Messenger RNA from Symbiodinium sp. CCMP2456, 1071 nucleotides. NCBI's taxonomy places the organism in Eukaryota, Dinophyceae, Suessiales, Symbiodiniaceae. The record is from the annotation of a GenBank genome assembly.